UCGGCUCCGCGGUUGUGCGAGCGCGGGCCCGGGUCUCUGCUCGGGCCAGGCUCCUGCGGCGCUGGCCGGGCUGAGCCCACGUGCGCCGCGGGGCCGGGAGGCGGGCUACGACGCAGCCUCGCCUCCUCCACACUCCCUCCGGCGGGAGGUGGCGGCGGCUGGGCCGGCGGCGGAGCGCAGGGGCCGUGCCCGUGCCAGCCGGCCCGCCGUGAGUCGCUGCGCGCUGUGCCAUGGGGCCGGAUCCGGGCUGGGCCGCGCUGGUGCUGCUCUUCGCCGCCUCGCUGCUCACCGUCGCGGCCUGGCUGCUUCAGUACUGGCGGUCCGCGGCCCUGCGGGCGGCGCGGCGGCGCGGGGCGGUGACGGAGGAGGCCGGGGCCCGGGCGCUGCUCGCCGCGCUCCUCGCUCUCCGAUCGCUGCGGGAGCAGUGGCAGCGGGCCUGGGUGCGAGCCCUCAACAGCCAGGCGCGCCGGCACGGGAGUUCAGUGCAGAUAACGUUUGAAGAGGGUUCUCAGCUACCACCAGCCGCAAAUAUAAGUCAUGUGACAUGCAAGGGACAGUCGGACUGCAGCAUGGUGCUGUGUUGCCAUCUGUCAGCUGAAGCUGUGAAAUUCCCUGUGUCUGUUACUCAGCAGUCCCCAGUUGCUGUUUCUGUGGACACCUAUCAUGUCACUUUGGCUGUGCUGCAGGCUCAGGUGGAGAUCCACUUGGAGGAGAUUCAGAAUGAAGGUCUCCUGGUGUCGUGGACAUUCAAGGACAGACCGGACAUGAACCUUUCCGUUCUUCCGAGACUUCAACUUUGUGAGAAUGAAGGGAGAGCAGACCUGUCCACCAUAAAGGAUCUGAUUGAAGAUACCAUUAUCAGCACACAGCCAGCCAUGACAGUGAAUCUGAAGGCCUGCGCUGCUGGAGCUGGUGCAGUUACCAGCGAUAAGUUGACUCGAGAGUCACUGUCCAGAGUAGCCCCUCUGGGUUCUAAGCUGUUGCUCCGGAAUCUUCGAGUGCUGAACUUGGGCUGCCAGGGGAAAGGAGGACUUGAGGAGAUAUGCUGUGUGGCAGAACUAGACAGCCCCCUGCAGCAGAAGUGGACGAGGCCGGUGACAGCGAGCAGUGCCAGCGCUGUGGCAGAAAUGGAGUGGAAUGAGGAGCUGUUUCUGGAGUUGGGACACAGAAGUAGAGAGCUGAAGCUACAGGUGCUGGGGAGCAGCGACAGAGGGGGAAGUGUGUUGCUGGCACAUACCACGCUUUUGCUUGAUUCUUUGGGCAAACAAUCUUCUGGGAGACAGGUCUGCUCACUGGCCCCAGCAGCCGGGUGGUCACUGGCGGCUGAAGCUACCAUUACGUUGGAGCUGCUAUUCCAGGAGUCUCCUGUAUCUUUGAACACUCAGCAUGCUCCAUCUCUGCGAACCAGCAUCACCCCCACUAAGAAGGUGGAGAUGGACCGGACCAUCAUGCCUGAUGGCACCAUCGUGACCACUGUCACCACGAUUCAGUCCCGGCCCAAGGCAGACUGCAAAAUGGAUUCACCAUCGAGGUCGCCUUCCAAGGUGGAAGUGACUGAAAAGAAGACAACGGUGCUUUUGGAAAGCAGCUGCCCUUGCAGCCCCUUGCCCAGCAGCAGCUGGAAUAGCUAUAUGCCCAACGGCUUGGAUCCGGUGGCUGAGACGGCGAUCAGGCAGCUGACUGAGACAAAUAACAAGCCUGCCAAGAAGACCCCAACGAAACGUAGCACGCUGAUCAUCUCGGGAGUUUCCAAGGUACCUAUCGCUCAAGAUGAAAUGGCACUUUCUCUGGGUUAUGCUGCAUCCCUGGAGGCCACAGCAUACAGGGAUUCUGUGGCAGAGGGCACAGGCGAGUGGAUGCACGAUUCUACUGAAUCAUCACAGCUGCUGGAAUCGUCGCCGUCUAGACAGAGAGCCGGUCAGGAGCUGGAUGAGACAACACGGUCGGACAUCUCCGAGAGGCCAUCGGUGGAAGAUGUUGAGUCUGAAACUGGUUCCACAGGAGCACUUGAGACCAGGAGCUUGAAAGAUCACAAAGUUAGCUUUCUUCGGAGUGGAACCAAGCUCAUCUUCCGGAGGAAGAGUAAGCAGAAGGAGGCAGGCCUAAGCCAGUCGCAUGAUGACUUGUCCAGCAUUGCCACCGACUCCGCUGCCGGGAAGAAAGCCGGCAGCUUCUCCCAUCGCCUCAUCAAGCGCUUCUCCUUUAAGUCUAAAUCCAAACCCAAAGUUAGUGACAGCGUGACGGCAGGUACUGGACCAAAUACCCACUCUGAAUUUGUAUGUGCUCUUUUGUACUUUGAUGCCUUCUCUCUGGGUGGAUUUAUUUUAAUCCUGAAUCAUUUAGAGGAGAGAAAAAAAAAAAAGAAAAAGGAACCAUGUAGCUAUUUAAGAGAUGAAAAUAAAAUUACUUAAUUCGGGCUAAAUGAAUGAAGUUCUUGCACCUUUGUAAAUGUUGAAGAAGAAUUCCAUUGCUGUGUAAUGGCUGAACCUGUUAACUUAUUAAACCACAUGGAAAUCAAAACCUGA
Pezoporus flaviventris is the source of this 2525-nucleotide messenger RNA. RefSeq names its product C2CD2 like (gene C2CD2L). Bases 231 to 2411 code for a protein of 726 amino acids. The record is from RefSeq and is a predicted model, not a curated record. The transcript is spliced from 15 exons. Gene Ontology annotation, biological process: positive regulation of insulin secretion involved in cellular response to glucose stimulus. Gene Ontology annotation, cellular component: cytoplasmic side of apical plasma membrane. Gene Ontology annotation, molecular function: phosphatidylinositol binding; phosphatidylinositol transfer activity. NCBI's taxonomy places the organism in Eukaryota, Metazoa, Chordata, Aves, Psittaciformes, Psittacidae.